Molecule: messenger RNA, 1180 nt
Organism: Aureobasidium pullulans EXF-150
Lineage: Eukaryota; Fungi; Ascomycota; Dothideomycetes; Dothideales; Saccotheciaceae
Product: starch-binding domain-like protein
Exons: 2
Coding region: 170-1051 (293 amino acids)
Cellular component (GO): membrane
Molecular function (GO): starch binding
Source: RefSeq, a predicted model, not a curated record
GUAAUGAAGGAGAUCUGCAGGAGGAUCUCUCUUGCGUUUGACUAAAGCCAUGCAAGCCGACCUCAUAGGGUAAGUAGGCCACACCAAGAUAAGUUCUUUGCUCCUCCUUCUCUUCUGUCACGAUCUUUCAUUCUCGUUGUUCCGGUCAUUUCCUCUAUACCUGGCCAUCAUGUUGAAGACCUUUGCUUCAGCGGCUGCCUUGUGCACUGUAGCAACAGCAUACUCGCCGUUCCUUGUCAACUCUCUGUCCACUCAUCAACCAAUCGGCAACAAUGAAGGUCAAACAAACUACUAUCGUAUCGCAUUUGAUGUUUCGUCAUCCAACGGUGGAGCCAACUCGUCGGCAACCUGCCAGACAUUCUGGGGAGACAACUCUUGGACAGAACCAGAAGCGUAUUCGGUUGCAGUGCCAACAGGGAAAUGGAUUGAUUGCGACUCAAGCGACUUCCGGUUCAAGCUGUUCCCUUAUUUCAGCAUUGGCAACUUCAGUCUAGCCAUCCAGCAAAAUUUUACCGACACAGCGAUCAAGCAAGAAAUCACUGCCAAUGGAACGACGCACAUCAGCAACUCGACGUCUUGGUUCAAUUGCAAGAUCAACCCGAUUGAAAUAAUGUAUCUCCAGCAUGCCCAGGGCGACUGCAACAUGGCUAGCAACGCUAGUGCCUACUCGAUCCCAGUGGAGUCUGCAGAAGCGUGUACCUCAGGCAAAGCCACGAUCAUCUUCGAGGUCAGCGGAUCGUUUGAGAAUGCGGGCGAGAGUAUUCUCUUGAUUGGCAGUAUCCCAGAACUUGGUGGUUGGGAUACGUCCAAAGCAAUUGCCCUCUCGAAUCUUGAUGCCGAGAGUGCCGGGGCACCGUCGUUUGGCGGACGCUUCGAUAUUGCUGAGGGCACGACUUUCGAGUACAAGUAUAUUAUGCAAGAAGCAGAUGGUAGCAGAAGUUGGGAGUGCUGCGAGAACAGAGAGUUUACGGUUCCGGCCGACUCUGCAUGCAGCGAGCAGAGCGUAGACGUUGGGUGGUUCAGGGGUGGGGGGACGGCUGUCUACAAGUAGAGGAGAUGGACAAAGACAUGUACGAGUGUAUGAUAUGGAUAAGCACGAGUAAUAAGUAUGCAUGGAGAAUAGUGAAAGCCGUGACAUGUGAAGAUUUGGCACGUCAUUUUGCGGAGUGAGCUUCGGUCC